Messenger RNA from Struthio camelus australis, 3977 nucleotides. NCBI's taxonomy places the organism in Eukaryota, Metazoa, Chordata, Aves, Struthioniformes, Struthionidae. The record is from RefSeq and is a predicted model, not a curated record.
GGCAAUUUGUAGGAUUUCAAGGUUGGAGCUGACAGCUCUGUCAAGCUCCAGCUUUAUGUCGAACUCUGUGCUUUCCUGAGGUGCUGGGCUUGUCCGCGACGUUAGUUUCCACGCUGCUACAUCCAAGGUGCAUCCUUUGUUCGUUUGGAAGAAGCUUUUUUCGGCACCAUAGAGGCUGAACCUUGGAGGGAGGAAUUUUUGCUAUAUCCUUUGAUACCGUUAAUUUAACGGAGAGGAGAAGCUGGGCUUGAUCUUGGAAAUAGACCUGCAGCCAAGAAUUCCAGCACUCUCGACUCGUCCGCCUCUUGCCCUGGGCAAAUCACCUAACAAAAGUGUAAGGACCUGACUGCGCGUGGAAGUGGCCCUGCCCUGGAGACUAUUGGGUACUGAUGGAUGUUUCCAACAGCCCUGAGCGAAACCCUUGCUCUCCUGAUGAGGAGGACCAGCAGCUUUCCGAUGACGAAAUCCUGAAGGAGAGUGGUUCGGAUCGGGACCUUGAUGGAGAGGGUGGGCAAGGCAGCGUUUUGGAAGAGGAGGAAGAGGAUGCAGCCAGGGGAUUGAGUCAGGGUGAAGAGGAGAACCACUCAGAUGAAGAGGACCGCUUAAGCGAAACCAAGUCUCAGGACUCUGACAACAAUGAGCAGAGUGGGGAGCUGAAGAGCCCUCCGCCUCACAAAGGAGAGGAGGAAGACCGGACAAAUGACCUUGGUGAUGAAGCGUCCUCUGUCACUCGGGAACUAGAUGAGCAUGAAUUGGACUAUGAUGAGGAAGUUCCUGAGGAGCCAAGUGCUGCUGCUGCAGAGGAGGAUGCUGAGAAAGCUGGAGGUGAGGAUGAUGAAGAGGAGGAGAAAGGAGAUGAUGCCCACGAAGACGAGAAAAAAUCUAGCAGUAAAAGUGACGAUGAGAAAGAUGGCCAGGAUCCCCUCAAGGAGAAGAAGAAAGAAGAAGAUGAUGGAGAAAUUGAUGAUGGUGAAAUUGAUGAUGAUGACUUAGAAGAAGGAGAAGUUAAAGAUCCCAGUGAUAGAAAAGUGAGGCCACGUCCCACCUGCCGGUUCUUUAUGAAAGGUCACUGUACUUGGGGAAUGAACUGUCGAUUUAUUCACCCUGGUGUGAAUGACAAAGGAAACUACUCUUUGAUCUCCAAGCCUGAGCCCUUCUCCCCAAAUGGCGCACCUCCUAUUGGCCCUCAUCCGCUGAUGCCAGCCAACCCUUGGGGAGGGCCAGUAGUGGAUGAAAUCUUACCUCCACCCCCUCCAGACCCUCCAACAGAAAGUGCCUGGGAGAGAGGACUCCGACACGCUAAAGAGGUCUUAAAAAAGGCAACUAUGAGAAAAGAACAAGAGCCUGACUUUGAGGAGAAGCGUUUCACUGUGACUAUUGGAGAAGAUGAGCGUGAAUUUGACAAAGAAAAUGAGUUUUUCCGUGACUGGAAUUACCGCAUCACCAGAGAUGUCAGAGAUCCAGCGCUUGAUCCUUAUACAGAUCCCUAUUAUGACUAUGAAAUAGAACGGUUCUGGCGUGGUGGGCAGUAUGAGAAUUUCAGGGUUCAGUAUACAGACCCAGAUCCGUAUCGUAACUACAGAGAAAGAGAGCGAGAACGGGAAAGGAGAGAGAGAGAACGAGAAAGGGAACGGGAACGUGACAAGGAGCGGCAGCGGAGGAAAGAAGAGUGGGAACGCGAGAGAGAACGAGUGAAGAGAGAUGAAAAAGACAGGCUGCACAGGGACCGGGACAGAGAUCGAGACCGCGACAGAGAAAGGGAACGUGAAAAGGAGAAAGAAAAACCAAAGCCCCGGUCACCCCUGCUACCAAGUCGUCAGCCUGAGCCACCAAAGAAGGAGAAGGAGGCAUCUACAAUUACCACCGCUCAGUCAAAGAGAGCAGAUGAAUGGAAGGAUCCCUGGCGCCGAUCCAAGUCCCCCAAAAAGAAACUUGGUGUGUCUGUCUCUCCCAGCCGUGCACGUAGGCGCCGAAAAACCUCUGCUUCUUCAGCAUCUGCUUCUGGCUCUUCGAGGUCCUCUUCUCGUUCAUCCACUUACUCUGGUUCAGGUUCCUCGCGAUCUCGUUCCAGAUCUUCUUCUUACAGCUCUUACUCUAGUCGCUCUUCAAGACACAGUUCUUUCUCAGGCAGCAGAUCCAGAUCACGGUCCUUCUCAUCUUCACCGUCUCCUUCCCCAACGCCUUCUCCACACAAGCCACUUGUGAAAGCUAAAGGGGAGUUAUUACCACCUGCUGGAAAAGGUGAAAAGUCUGUGAAGAAACUAGCUGCCCUUCCAGUCCCUCAGCCACUCACUAAAAUUACAGCAGCUGCGCCGGAGCCAGCCAAACCAGGGGAUAAUAGAGAGGCAAGAAGGAAGGAACGUCAGACCAGGACUCCACCCAGGAGACGGACUAUCAGUGGCAGCAUCAGUGGCAGUGCCAGCAGCUAUAGUGGUUCCAGUUCCCGAUCUAGGUCCUUGUCUCGCUCUCUCUCCAGAUCUCAUUCCAGAUCGACGUCUGCCUCGGUCUCCCACUCCCCGUCUGGGUCCAGGAAAUCCAGGUCCCUGAGCGUGAGCAGCGUUUCUUCUGUCUCUAGUGCCUCCUCCAGCAGCAGUUCUGUACGCAGUGCCGACUCUGAAGACAUGUACGCAGAUUUGGCCAGUCCCGUUUCCUCAGCCAGUUCCCGAUCCCCAACCCCAGCACAGCAGAAGAAAGGUAGAGGAAAGUCGAAAAAAGAAGAUAGCACUAAGGAGGAAAAGCGGAAACGGGAUGUGUCUGCUCAGCUCCUGAAAUCAGCCAAGCCCACCCAGGGGAGCAAAUCACAGCAGCUACUCCAGACCCAGCAGCCCUCAGCCCCCCAGUCUCAGCAAGGGGGCUUCAGUGCUCACAAAGAGAUCAAACUGACGCUCUUGAAUAAGGCAGCUGACAAAGGAAGCAGGAAGAGAUAUGAGCCAGCAGACAAAGACAGGCCAACCUCUCCUCCAGCCAAGCGGGUUAACCUGUCACCUGACAGAGGCUCUCGCGACAGAAAAGCGACGGGGAGACUCUCUUCACCCAAGCAAGAACGACAGAGGGGCCAGAACCCGAAACCAUCUCCUGCUCAGACAGACAGGAAACGCCAGCUGUCACCCCAGUCCAAGAGCUCCAGCAAAGUCACGAGUGUACCAGGCAAAGUGUCCGAGCCAGGCCCCACGGGCGCCAAGGCGGGCAAGUCUAGCACGCUGUCGCGACGGGAGGAGCUCCUGAAGCAGCUCAAAGCAGUGGAAGAUGCCAUUGCUCGCAAACGGGCCAAAAUUCCUGGGAAAGUAUAGUGGGCUGUGCGCGGAGCGCCGCUCUGCCCCAUUAGUGACUGUUCAUGUUUUUAUAAAUAGUGUAAAAGCGGCCACUUUGGGAUUUUGCAGUUCUGUCUUAUUUUGGCUGCGAUUCUUUUUAAAAAAAAAAAAAAAAAAUUAAAGUUUGUCAGCUGAGAACACACAUCUGCAACGACUCGCUCUGGCUCCCCCCGCCACAGGGCCAGCGGGUCUAGUCCCUUCGCUCUGCCAGCCGUGCACGGCAGCCCGCGCUGGCACCAGGACGGAGGCCACCACCGUGUUUUCCAUGUAAAUUAUGCACAGAGGACUCCAGCCCUGUCGGAUACUCUCACUACUUUCUCUCUUUCUCUCUGCCCUCUCCUCUUUGCUAGCCUUGAGUUGUAUUCUUCUAGUUAGCCCUGCUGUGUGUUGAGUGUCUUCAGCAAUGCAGUUCUAUAUACUGUGUAAUGAGAGAACCGAAAACUGCUGUGAACUACUGGCAACAUUACCUUCUCUCCCUGCCCUCCCACCCCAGGAACAAAACAAAUAUAUAUAUAUUCUUGACUAAAGUCUGAUUGGGAAAAUGACCUGUCUUUUAUUUUAAGCAUCAGAUUGUUUUAGUUGAUUUAAAAGGAACCCUGAAGGUAUUGUUGGGAUGUCUGUCUAACAAGGAGGCUCCUUUUUCUUUUUUUUCUUUUUUUUUUUUUC